Messenger RNA from Dovyalis caffra, 174 nucleotides. The record is from the annotation of a GenBank genome assembly. Lineage: Eukaryota; Viridiplantae; Streptophyta; Magnoliopsida; Malpighiales; Salicaceae.
AUGAGGACGAAUAUUGAGCCUACCUUGUUGGAGUUAGCUCGCAAAUACCGUCAAUACAAGUUGAUUUGCCGCAGUUGCUACGCUCGUCUACCUCCUAGGGCAAAGAAUUGUAGAAAAAAGAAGCGUGGCCAUAGCAACCAGUUGAGGGCGAAGAAGAUGCCACAGAAGGAUUAA